AUGGCUUGCGUCCAAGUGCGAUUGAGCUGGCCUCGUCCACUCCGCUGGGCUAACAAAGCGCUUGCAUUCGCUGCCCCUGAGCGACACUACUCAGCCAAGUCUACCAGCGACGACAUCGCUGCGCUUCUUUCUAAACCGACAUGGUCUGUCCAGUCUUUGCUUCCAAAUACCCAUGACUCGACAAAACCGCUAUCAAUCACCACGGAAAGCCUUCGCCGUCUACUUCGUUUGUCGGCCCUCCCGCAGCCGGUCGACAAGGCAGAGGAGACAAAGAUGCUGAAAACGCUUGAAUCCCAGAUCCAUUUUGUGAGAUCGAUCCAGGAUGUGGAAACGAAGGGCAUAUCGCCGCUACAAGCUAUCCGCGACGAGAGCCGUGAGGCUGUCAAGGAGUCUACAAUCGGAUUGAAGACAUUGAAGGAUGCUCUGGCCAAGGAGAAGGUGACCGGUCGCAGUAAGAGGAUACAACGCGAAGCCGCGAUAGAAGACGAGAAUACCGGGCACGUUGAGGACGACCAAUGGGAUGGAAACGCCUUGGGCUCGGCUACAAAGACAGCAGGAAGCUACCCGGCCUUUGCCGAAGAUCAAGGCAAGAAGGACGAGAAAAAGGAGCAUGGGUUAUCCGAUUUUCUCACCGAGUCUCAACGCGGAGACUUGAUGGUCUUGAUUUCGGUCGUGCUUGAGCAUAUGCGGAAGACGGUUUCACAAAAUUUCGAAGCACCUUCUAGUUCCAAGGCGCAAAAUGACCUGUCAGAACAGCAAAAUUCAGGAGAUUCCACACACGAACGAGAUUUGCCGGCGAGGAGCGCUGAAGAGAGCAUAGAUACUGCGUUAGCCUUGAAUCAGGCAUCGAAAACCCAGGCACUCGCAUAUUUCGACGAAUGGCACAAUUCAGUCUUGCUGAGGGUUGGCCAGGUCUUGAAUGAGCGUGGGGAACCCCAGAUCGACCAGACUUCGUUCUUAACGAGUGACGACAAUCUACUAGAAGAGUCGACAAAUUCAGAUAAAGAGACACCAAGUCAGUUGUCAAAAGUGUAUCCGCCUUUUGAUAGCGUGGUUAGCGAUCUACCCAAAGCGCAAAGACUUCUUGUUCUUCGGUCUCUUUUACUCCUGCUUCUUGGCCUUGAGCAUUACAGCGCGUACUCACGAGUGCUUUUGUUACAUAUCACCUCAUCUUUAAACCUUGCUCUCAGAGACCUAAAUGACAAUGAAGCUCAGGUGGCUCGUGGUCUGCUUGAUGCAGCAAUAGCUAUGACUGCAGACGAGGAAGCAAAACAGAAGGCAGCCCAGAACAAAAAAGCUCGAAAAUGGAAAGUGGGCGUUGCGACGGUAGCUGGUGCCGCACUUAUAGGCAUUACCGGUGGUCUUGCGGCACCCCUGGUAGCAGCUGGAUUUGGUACUAUAAUGGGAGGAUUAGGCCUUGGUAGUACCAUUGCCGCUACCUAUUUAGGAGCUCUCGCUAGCAGUGGGGUAGUAGUCGGUGGUCUGUUUGGAGCUUAUGGCGGGAAAAUGACCGGCAAGAUGAUGGACAAGUAUGCGAGGGAAGUUGAAGACUUUGCUUUCAUUCCUGUACGGGGAAAAAUACAAAAGAAUCUCAAGGAUGAGAAAGACGCUGCAAAGGAAGAUCACCGUUUGAGGGUAACAGUGGGAAUUACUGGCUGGGUGACUGAAGAGGACAACAUUGUCGUACCGUGGCGAGUUAUCGGCCCUGAAUCGGAAGUUUUUGCUCUUCGUUGGGAAUACGAGGCACUUCUCCAUCUCGGAAACUCCAUGCAUGCUCUAGUUACUACUGCGGCAUGGAAAGUCGCCAGUUACCAGGUCCUCGCUCGCACAGUGUUGGCAGGUAUCAUGAGCGCUGUCCUGUUGCCUAUGGGGAUUGCGAGACUUGCUCAAAUAGCCGCGAACCCAUUCAAUGUCGCCAUCUCAAGAGCUGAUAAGGCCGGCGAAGUUCUCGCCGAUGCUUUGAUUAACAGAGCUCAGGGGAAGCGCCCUGUGACUUUAAUCGGCUAUUCUCUAGGCUCUCGGGUUAUAUACUCCUGCCUGCGAAGCCUUGCCAAAAGACACGCCUACGGCCUUAUCGAAUCCGCCAUACUCAUGGGAUCGCCAAUCCCCGCAGAUCCAGCUGGCUGGCAAGCAAUGCGCACCGUCGUUUCUGGUCGUCUUGUGAAUGUCUAUUCCCAGAACGAUUCUAUCCUUGCACUCCUCUACCGCGCUACUCAUCUAGAGGUUGACAUUGCGGGCCUGCAGCCAGUUAAGGGUGUCCAAAAUCUCGAGAAUGUAGACGCCAGCACAACUGUUGACGGUCAUCUCCGCUAUCAAUUCCUCGUCGGCCAAGUUCUCAGCGACCUUGGCUUUGAAGAAGUCGACGGUGUUGAACUUGCAAAGGAGAAAACCGCCCUUUUAGUCCAAGACAAGGCGAUUGAGCAGGAACAAAAGGAGAACGAGAGACGAAAGCAAAUAACUCGAAAACCAGUCCCGCCAACAAACACGCAACACGACGAAAAACAAAAGGAGAAAGAGGAAGAGGACGAAGAGGAGGAGCAAUUCGGUAUAACUAUGAUAGACGAGGAAGAGGAAGCUCGACUUCGGCAGGAAGUCGAGCAACGCACACACGAGCAGAUGAUGAACCGGAAAAUGCAAUACCUGCGUACGCAUGAUUAA
This is a messenger RNA of Talaromyces atroroseus, 2658 nucleotides long. RefSeq lists its product as hypothetical. The record is from RefSeq and is a predicted model, not a curated record. NCBI's taxonomy places the organism in Eukaryota, Fungi, Ascomycota, Eurotiomycetes, Eurotiales, Trichocomaceae. The transcript has 2 exons. The coding region runs from base 1 to 2658 and encodes 885 amino acids.